Molecule: messenger RNA, 1369 nt
Organism: Mercurialis annua (annual mercury)
Lineage: Eukaryota; Viridiplantae; Streptophyta; Magnoliopsida; Malpighiales; Euphorbiaceae
Product: chlorophyll(ide) b reductase NOL, chloroplastic
Exons: 14
Coding region: 30-1061 (343 amino acids)
Molecular function (GO): oxidoreductase activity
Source: RefSeq, a predicted model, not a curated record
AGGCGAAACAGAAGAUUGGGGCAGUAAAAAUGUCCGUUGGUUAUGCAACGCCUGGCUUCCUCCCUCGACAUUUCCACACCCGCUCUCUCUCUUAUUCUUCCCUCCAUUCCCAAACGCAGCCUUAUCACAGAAACAACAACAUUACUGCUCACCAUGUUAUUUCAAAGUACCCAUCAAAUUCUGCUCUUGUUGUCGCAGCUGACCUAUCUUCUUCUAAUAAUGGCACAAGACAGCCCAUGGCGCCUCCUUACAACAUUCUCAUCACUGGCUCAACUAAAGGAAUAGGUUAUGCUCUAGCUAAAGAGUUCCUCAAGGCGGGUGACAAUGUCGUCAUUUGCUCAAGAUCAGCCGAGAGAGUGGAAUCUGCUGUAAAUAAGCUGAGAGAUGAAUAUGGGGAGCAGCAUGUGUGGGGUACAAAAUGUGAUGUAAGAGAAGGACAAGACGUCAAAGAUCUAGUUGCAUUUGCACAGAAGAAUCUCAAAUACAUUGAUAUAUGGAUUAAUAAUGCAGGAUCAAAUGCAUAUAGCUUUAAGCCUUUGGCAGAAGCUUCAGAUGAAGAUCUUAUUGAAGUUGUCACUACAAAUACCCUUGGAUUAAUGAUAUGUUGCCGAGAGGCAAUCAAAAUGAUGUUGAACCAACCUCGAGGUGGCCAUAUAUUCAACAUUGAUGGAGCUGGUUCUGAUGGACGGCCAACGCCAAGGUUUGCUGCAUAUGGAGCAACAAAGCGCAGUGUGGUGCAUUUAACAAAAUCAUUACAGGCAGAGUUGCAGAUGCAAGACGUUCAAAAUGUUGUGGUGCAUAAUCUGUCGCCUGGAAUGGUGACAACUGAUCUUCUCAUGUCUGGAGCUACAACAAAGCAGGCCAAGUUUUUCAUUAAUGUUCUGGCGGAACCAGCUGAGGUGGUUGCAGCAUACCUUGUUCCGAAUAUCAGAUCCAUCCCUGCCAAUGGAUCAACAAAGCCCAAGUAUAUCAGGUUUCUUACAGGCAUAAAAGCCUACUCACAGAUAUUUUCAAGAUUUGCUUUUGGUGCUAGAAGAAACAGGCAUGUACUUGAAGAUUAAAAUGUACUUGCCUUGGUUGUAUAGAAAACAUUUACUCUUUGCUCGAAUACUGGAGUACUCAAAUCCACGACAUUUUCUUAGCUAGGAUGCUAUCAGAGCCUAAUUUUUGCUGCUGCUUCUUCAUUCUUGCCCAACCUUCAUGCUAAAUCCUGUUCUUGAGUUAUUUUAAGCAGCAGAUCCCACUGUGUAUAUGACUCAAAUGAGACAUCCUAGAAGUCAUUUCGCAAUUGAUCAAGAGAUAUGAUUGAAUAUCAUGUAAUAGUAGGAAUGCAUACUCUGGUCAACAUAUUGCAUUUUUCCACUUUUAA